This is a messenger RNA of Neospora caninum, 7884 nucleotides long. RefSeq lists its product as hypothetical. The coding region runs from base 1 to 7884 and encodes 2627 amino acids. NCBI's taxonomy places the organism in Eukaryota, Apicomplexa, Conoidasida, Eucoccidiorida, Sarcocystidae. The record is from RefSeq and is a predicted model, not a curated record. The transcript is spliced from 6 exons.
AUGGCGGACAGGAUACUCCACUCGCAUCAGCCUCCGCUGCGAGUUUUGCCACGCCGACCCUCGGUGGUGCUGGAAGGCAGGAACGCCGAUGCUCCUCUGCCGGAGGGUAGGCCUGCACCCGAAUCUACAACGCCAAUCCCUUGCUGUAGGCGCGGAUAUUUUCCUCCCUUUCCGGUGGAUGUCACCGGCUGGCUUCGAUUCGCGAGGUCGGCCCUUCCCCAAAGCCUCCGGUUCCAACUGUGGCUUUUACGUCUUGCGUUUCUUUGCCAGGCACUACUAGUAUUAGGUCUCACUUGUUGUUCCAUAAGACUCAACAAAGGGACUGUACUCCUCCUCCUGUUGACGGUGUUAGUUUGGCUUGCUGUGGAGCGAGGACUGCACCUAGCACAGUCUACUUCUUUCAAGGGAAGCGCCGGCCUUCGAGGGCGUCAGCAUGCUGAGGACGUCACUCUUCAGCCAUGCGUUACAGUCGCUCUCCUAUGCGAGCUGAUUACUCCUCAGGUGGCUGUCUGGAUCCUGGACUUGCCAGCAAAAACCGUCUUGACGUCACGCCUUCUUUCAUCCUCCAUCUGCAGGCUUCUUUCUAUCUUCGCGAGACUGUCUCCCGCGGACUUGUUUCUAGUAUCGACUGUGGACGUAGGCCUUAGCAUUGGCGCUGUAACUUCCUUGCGACGAUGGGCCAGUUUCUCCGAGGAUGUCACUCUUUUGGCGGCUGCUUCAGCAGCCCUUCUUUUUUCAGGAAUCGCGAACGGUCUGUCUAACCGCGUUACAGCUGGGCUACCCACAGGAUUAUUCUUCCCCUUUUCAGAAGUGUCAUCCCGUUGGAGUGAACCGGAUAGUACUGAGGGGAAUCGUCGCUAUUGUGCAAUCCCUCCGGAACACGAUGGGAACGCUGCAAAGAGGGCAUUUUGUGGACCCGGCUACACUGGAGUAUUUUAUGUGGAGGAACGCAGACGUUUCCCACAUAUUGUCAGCCAAGACAAGAGUCGGAAUCUUCAAAGUGAGAACUGUUUCCCCGUGGCGUCGGUGGGCCAGCAUGGAGAUGGAGAUGGGCAUCCUUUUCCUGUGAGAGUUAACGGUGGGGUGGACUCCGAAAUGUCUUCUCAUACCACAACAACGCAUUUUUCUUCCCACCAGCAGACUUCGGUUCCGGCGGUGCGGCCAUCGGUGCUGAGCAUGAAUGAGCUGCUGUCGGACCAUCUGGAUCCGGGCGUCACUCACUCAUUACUGUCCCCAAGAGGAGCCGGUAACAGUGGGUCUCCGGUUUGCCGCUGCCCACUAAGGAAAGUGCUCCCAUCCCUGCACAACGGGGAGCUGCAUGACGCACGUUCAUGGACAUCCCCGUACUUGACAGGACCAAAGCAUUACGCCAUGCCGCAGAAGCAUCGCCAAGAGGAUUUGUGGUCAAGCAAGCACUAUGCUAACAAACAGCAAACUGCAUCAAGGACAGCAACCGACGUUGCAGGCAUAGUACUGCGUGCAUCAGACGUCUUGAUCCUCUCGUCUCUCGAGCGUUGUGGACACACAAUUCAAACGCUCGCCACGCGUUCGGUUCCUAGAGUCCAAGGAAGUGGAGACGGUUCGUCGUCCGAGGUAGAUUGCCGUCUCUUAUCCGAAGGCAUGCUUGUCGAGUGCCACCAUCUGGCUGACGAACUCGAGCUAAUCCAUAAAAACCUUGUUGGAAUACUUCGUUUGCUGGGACGAUGUAGCCCGGGUUGUCCCGUCUCGUCCGAAAAGAUGUCGAACCACCCAACGGUGGACCAGAAGAACUAUCCAAUCCCCAAGCAGCAGAAUCCUGACCUUUGGAAGGACCGCCAAGUUGGUCGUCCGUUGAAUCGGUGUCGGCGUGGUGUAAGGAAUAUUCAAGCGACUUGCCCUGCCUGUGGUUCAUCAGAUUUAUUGCGCUGCGUGUGCGUUGCGAUCGAUCAAGCGUGUCCGUUUGAGCUAUAUCACUGUAUGGACCUUCUUAAACGAGCAACUGCUGUCAUUUCUGAGGCCACGUCCGUGGUAGUGCAAGUGUCAAUCGGUGAUGAUGUGGACAGCCUAGCGUCGGACCGCUAUGGAGGGAGCUCUGGAAAUACAGGGAUCGAUUACAGUACCCAGGACAAGUUGGGUUCUGCAGGUCGACUGACUCUAGAGCGUAACGCGAAUCAGGGACGGACGAGUCAACCCGGAGAAACAUCCGCGGAUCGAACUGACGAAGUUGCGGCGAUUGCAACCACGACCCAAGGUGUGUGCGAACCAGGGAGUUCGUCGUGCGAACGUGACGUCAACGACCGUUUACCCAGUGUUAGAAUGGUAAGGAGCCAGAAGGAACUCUGGUUGGAGGGUCACGAGAAGGAGCUUCUUGUUGUUUUACAGUCUCUAAUUGCGGCAGUGUCAGCAGCAGCUUCUCCUGGAGACGAAGUAACUGUCUCAGUUGGCGUGGAUACGGAGAGAGUGCGCGGAUGCCGAGAACACGCUGACGAUUGUUCGGGGGACUCUUUCACAGGGUACACACACUUGGGGACAGAAGAUGGAGGCAGGGACGAGCCACUUCGUGGACAGGAAUUCGACAUCCCAAAAGGUCGAUCUUCCCGAAAGGCAAACCCGUUCUUCGUCGCUUUGGAAGAACAGACGGAGCCACCCCGGCUCGCAUUCUGUUUCACAAUCAAUCUCCACUCUGUUGCCAGAGGCGUUUCCCGUGAUAAAACAGGUGUUACGGAAAACACGAACGGCGACAGGUACGAGAUGGCACCGCACCUCCUGGCGACCGUCGUCCAAGAAUGUCUUCACUCCCCCAGAUGCGUUCAUCCGCUCCGUGUGUAUGACACUGACAAUCACUACAACUUCCAUCAGAUGCAACUUUGCGGCACCAGAGGACAUCAGGAAGGAACAACAGACGGCCGCACAUGCGGUGCUGUUCAGCGAGGCAUGGACUGGAUGUCUAGAGAAGAGCACGAAAAUCGUGGCCUCCGAUCCAGGAGACAGGGAGAGGAGCUAAGAUUCACGAAAGUGCCGGGAUCCGGGGCCCCUGGUGGCCUGGUGGCACAGGGAAGAUGGCACUGUCGAUGCGAUGGAUGGGUCGGUGACAAAGCUGCGGCACAGCAGGAAAAGCUUGAUUCUCUCUCAUCUGUAAUACGGUUUUGCCACUCUGUAAUUGAGAGGCGAUUUGGAGGCCAUUUAGGCACAUCUUGCUCCAGUGGUCCACCAACAGAUCUUCAGACACCAAAACGAGUCCAAGAGAAGACCCAUGUCGCUGGAGGAAAUAGUGUUGAGGCGAUGGGACCAGAAAUACACCCUCAAAUGCUCAUGAAUCUGCUUUCGGGGCGUAGGAGGUCUGAAGGCGACGCAAGAAAGCUCUCGGAUCAGACGUUGCGGGUGGAGCAGAGGCCGUCUCAGGAUGGGUUUUCUAUUUUUUUCGUUUUACCUUUUCGACGGUGUCCACAAGCUCCCGGAGCCUCCAGCUCCUGUGACUGUCGGUUUGCUGAAACAGGUUAUGGAGGUAUCUCCGGGCGUGAGGGGAGUCAACCUCGGCUAGGUCAAACACUGCAACUGGAUGUGAAGGGUAUCCAUAGUUGGACAGACAGUCCGAGGCAGGGCCAGUUGUGGCAGUCCAGGCGACCAGCCGCCGAGAAGGAUUCGCGCCUUCAGACAAGAAUCACAAAAUGGCCGUGGACCCGGAGAGAAGCGGAUAGUGAAACGCGCGCCGCGACUUCGGGAGCAGGAUUUGGAAACUGCGCAGUUCUCUGUAAUAGUGACGGUUCCCCCGUUCCCGUCUGUUUUUUUCCUUUGCCACAGGCCUCGAGAUGUCCAUCAGAGGCACAUCCGGCCGUCUGCACCGGGACCAGAACUGCUGUACCUUCUGUGCACUUAGCUGACGUAGCCGAGCUGAUAGGAAGCGAGAUUAAAGGAAGCAGGCUGACGUGGAACACAGAGAGACCGCAUGGGGCAGUGGGGCCGCUGGGGGACUCGGAAGGACAGGAGCAAAAUGUGCAGGAGGCGGUUCGCGAGCACGAUCCGUUUCGAGAGAUGUUGAAGGAACGAGGACAGCACAGGACACGCGAGGAUGGUGAGGAGACGGACGGAUCAAGAAGUGGAUUGUCGCGAGGAAACGAAAAAGGAGAGACCCCUGGCCGCGGAUCAGCAGACAGCGACACUCCUACGGGGAGCACGUUGAACACUGGCAAAUGCACUGCUACACGGGAGUUUCUUCUCGACCUUGCUCUUCGGCAUACGUCGAAGAAGCGAUCCAAGUAUAGUUGUGGCCAAGAUUCCGAUAGGACCGGCAGCAACAACAUUGAUAAAUUAGCAGAGCUCUCCUCUUCAUUGUUACCGUUCGGUGAUGCGCCGUCUUGGGUUCCAUGUGUUUCUUCAGACCGCGAUCUGUUUGCCGAGUUAGGACCCAAAAAUGGGGCUGGGAAUUAUGUACGCGUUCCUUCAACUCAAGCGCCCGUGUCGUGUGGCAGUUCUAAAGGCGCCAUGGCGUUGUCUGCGGUCACCCUAUUGUCCCCUCAAACGACUAAGAAGCGCCAGAUGCCCGAUCAGGACACAGCAACGGUGGAAGUGAAUAGUCCCUGGCGGGAAGUUCGGGCAUCUGCGGCGCUGGGAGCAAACUGCCUGACAAGCGACAAAUCAAUUGAGAAAGCAACUCGGGCUGAGGAAGGAGAUGCUAGUUAUAAUGCUCUCCUGGCAGCUGGUACAGGACCAUGCGACGCAAGUAGUAACCACGCAUGUUCGCAAACGAGAGAUUCAAGGCAGGUUCAUGUUCGAACGGCUCGAGACGAAUCCACUCCUGAUGUGCUGUCGUCGGCCUGUCGGUCCCACAAAAGGUCGCCUCAGGCCAGCACACGAGCACUGCGCCAUAGUAGCUGUCUUGCCUUCUCUUCCAGUGAUGAUGAAGCAGCGUUUUCGGCAGCUGCUGAUGCGCUCUUUGAAGGCAGCAUGUGCAUUGAUAGGGGGGACAAGGAUAAUGCAAAGAUGCUCUCUGUUGAAGGUAAUGCGUCCCAAGACCGAGUUGAAGGAGUGGGAAAACAUUCCAACGUGUCGUCGAAGCCCGGGGCCUUGUUACCGCGUUCACAGGCAGAGACGCGCCAGGCGAGGAGGUCCGAAGGGCACACUGAAGAGGUUCAAGGAAAACGAGCAGGCGCAGGCGUGGAUAGAGAGACGAAUAAUAGUCAUCGAGUGGUACAGUCGUGUCUUUCCGGAGGAUCCAACUUACCGAACACUGUCGGGUUCACAGGAUUACCGUCCCUUCAGCGGAUAUCGGGAUCCGGUCAUUGCGUGUCUACGCGACGAAAGUCGGACAGCAGCUUAGCGAUUCCUUCCCGUUCCUUCAUAGGAACAGGUAGGCCGCCUCUAGAAAGUUUACAAGAGGAGAGUGAGCCAUGGAGUCCUCCAACCGGGUCAAACAAAGACCGGAGUUCGUGUUCAGAGGUUGCUGCGCCGUUCCAAUCCGUAAUGACUACCGUCGACUCUCAGGAUGAGCCUGAGCUGCGACGGUCUGAAAAGGGAAAAGGAGGUCACAACAGAACUAACCGGAUGGAAAGUGGAGCCGAAGGCGACCAGAAGAACCGCGAGUUUAAAGAUGCCAGUCAGACAGGUUUGACUGGUCAAAGUGAUGUGCAAAAAACGGCAGAGCCUGCUCCAGAGACUGACGUGACUACAGCCGUUGGUGACCCUCGUGCUUGUGCAGGCGAAGAUGCCGUUAGGAUGGGUCCUCAGCCGUCUCUAGCUCCACACACUCACGGCAUGGGCGCACCCGCCGUGGUCCUAAGGAAUAGUCAGCAUGUUGGUGGCGUCCACAGCUAUGUGACAAAGGGAACUCAGGCAAUGCAGGGCGACGCGUUCGUUGACCAGUUGGUGGGCGACGGCACUAAAGAUCGUGAGACACCAGCAAAUGCGAUUCAUCAUAUACCUCUGUUGCGGCAUUCAAAUGCUAAAUCUCGUUCCCUUCACGAUGAACUUUUGUUGCUGACCGCGGAGAGUCGCCGGACGUGCUCUACCAGAGAUAAGCCAGAAACUGGAUGUGGCACAGCUGACCGCCUUGGGGCAUCCUGUGGGUCUCUGGAUAAAGUGCGGUACACCGAAUCUACUUCGGGUGAGGGUUAUGACCCGCAAUGUAACUGGCCGCGCGGCCGCAGUGACGAUUUGGAUACUCAUGCGAUGGCAGACCUGCAUCAAGGGGUACCCAAUCGUUUGUUUUUGAAAUCAGAAACCGAAGAACUAGGGACACGGUGCCAGCCUCUAGGAGAUGCAGACGUCGAUGGUGUCGGCCUAAGGGGCGACCUGUUCAUGCCGGCGAGGAACCAGCUCGUCUUCCGGUGUGACGGUCAUGAUGCAGGUCAAGUGAAGCAGACGGCGCCAUGUCGUAGAGGAGAGGUAUAUGAGGCAGAGUCCGACGUCCGUGGUGACAGGACGAAGCGAGAGAGGCCGAGGCCUUCAGUGGCGGCCUGCCAGCCAGAAGGGAGAUCCUCACCUGAUGUAGUGCCGCGUUGUGGAUCUGCGCCCGCAAGGACCGGAGACGUGUCGUCUGCACUACUAGAUCAAGACGAGAGCGAGUGGGAUUGUGGCAAUCGUGACAGUGUGCCAGAAGUAGUAUUGACGCCUCUCUCAGUUAUCUUUCCGGUCCCGUCGGAGGGUCUGGGAAGGAGAGAGAAUCUCACAGGAGAGAAUGGGACGCCUAUGGGGGAUCCACAGGACCAGGCUAGUGUGGCGAGGAGACGCCAGUCUCCAGGGCCUGCAGAGGAAGGUACCGAGGGAGAUACCAGGACGAUCCGCUUCGGGUCAAUCCUCUCUUCUAUGAGAACACCUGCGCCUAGCGCGAAUCAAAGGGUCCCCUCGAGCCAGGUUGAGGGAACUAAGGAGACAACGACACAUUCAGCCUUAACGAGCGACGUGACUGAAGAGCUGUCUGAAGAGGACCAGCAGGAACGAAGGUGGAUGCAGCUCCAGCAGGAGGAGCAGCAGCUGCGGACGCAGUUGAACAGAACGAAGGGACUGCUUGAGUCUCUUGCGGCUCGUCGCAAAAAGACCCCUCACUCGGUGCAGGCAGAAACUGUAGAGACACCGCCACUAGUAGCUUUAGUCGUGCAGACCUCCGGCGCAGACUCGAAUGCAAACAUGGAGGGGAGCAAACAAGAAGGGGGAACGGGCGGGGAAAUCGGUGAGGCUGGUCGAAGUGAUGAGGAACGCGACGACGGGCGAGUGGAGACACCCUUCAUCCUGACACGCUCUCUAGAUGCAGAAGGGCACGACAAGGUUGUGCUUGCGGCCUCUCGAGGCUGGUCCCCACGUAGUUCAGCUCGCGACCGGACGCUUGCCUCGUCUCCUCGCCGAGACGCUCAGUCUUCUCCAUCUAGCCAGGUGGAGUUCACUUGGGACCGGGCUCGUUAUCGAGGUUUCUCUGGUUCAGAAGAAGAAUUGUUCCCUUCAGUUCGCGCGAGAGCGAACUUUGGAAUCCCCGGAGGGAAGGCGUUUCUGCACCAGCCCGUUGUCUGGGGUCGGCAAGGAGCGAUCGGGGCCAAUGGGACGCCUAUGAUUGUGCCCAGGAAGCUUCGUGGAAGUCCACAAGAGAACGGACAGGAUCGCACUUACGACUCUUGUGGUUUUGUCAGAGCAAAACCUCAGGUUGGGCUAAGCAUCUAUGGUACACCCGUAACUGCGGCAAGAACUGUGGGCUCAGGGUUACAAGAGCUCGAGGAGGGGCGGUCGGGGCCGCCCGCGAGCACGUCACAGUGGAGAUAUCGUGAUUCGGGUGGCACUGGACCGCAGGGUCACGAAAAUAGGACAGGAAGCGUUUUGGGCUUCAGGACAGCGCAGAUACCGAUGGGUUUGCACGGAACCCCGAUGACGGAACCUCGAUUUGUCAGACCAAGAAAUUCACACGGACACAGGAGGGAGUAG